AUGAACCCCUUGCCUCCCACUGUUGCCAACCUCUCCCUCCACAGUCAGCAUGUUAAAAUGCACAACCCAAAGCCCCGAGGUAUUCAACCAGUGAGACUGCACACAUCCUACCACAAUGCAGGAGUUCUUCUUGAGAUGGUAAAGGCUUUCAUCCCACCGCUGCUAAGCUCGGCUCACAAAGGCGAGUGUGGACGGAUUGGGGUUGUAGGAGGCUGCCAGGAGUACACAGGAGCGCCAUACUUUGCUGCUAUAUCAGCCCUCAAACUGGUGGACAUAGUGAACUUGAUCGAAAAUAUAGUUUCCCCUUUCCGCACUUAUGUUUACCAGGGAGCAGACCUGUCGCAUGUUUUCUGCACAAAAGAGGCUGCUCCGGUGAUCAAGUCCUACAGUCCAGAACUCAUUGUUCACCCACUUCUCGACAGUUCCAACUGUGCAAAGGAGAUAGAGGAGUGGCUACCACGCCUUCAUGCCAUUGUGCUGGGUCCCGGACUAGGGCGAAGUGUUGGGGUGCUGGAGAAUGCGUGCUCUGUCAUUCAGCAGGCAAAAGAGCGAAGAUUACCCCUUGUGGUAGAUGCUGAUGGCCUGUUCUUGGUGACCCAGGAUCCUCAGAUAAUUGCCGGCUAUGAUCUUGCCAUACUGACUCCAAAUGUUGCUGAGUUUGCUAGGCUGUAUGAAAAAGUGAUGGGUGAGCAACCUGUGAAGUCUGAGCCAAUUUCCUGUGUGAAAUCCUUGUGCUCCAAGCUUGGCAAUGUCACCAUUGUACACAAGGGGGAAGCUGACAUUAUCUCCAAUGGAAAAGAAGGUUAUACAUGA
Molecule: messenger RNA, 813 nt
Organism: Mya arenaria
Lineage: Eukaryota; Metazoa; Mollusca; Bivalvia; Myida; Myidae
Product: ATP-dependent (S)-NAD(P)H-hydrate dehydratase-like
Exons: 8
Coding region: 1-813 (270 amino acids)
Biological process (GO): metabolite repair
Molecular function (GO): ATP-dependent NAD(P)H-hydrate dehydratase activity
Source: RefSeq, a predicted model, not a curated record